Molecule: messenger RNA, 1200 nt
Organism: Armigeres subalbatus
Lineage: Eukaryota; Metazoa; Arthropoda; Insecta; Diptera; Culicidae
Exons: 3
Coding region: 1-1197 (398 amino acids)
Cellular component (GO): nucleus
Molecular function (GO): DNA binding
Source: RefSeq, a predicted model, not a curated record
AUGGAGCAAUCUGCUGAGAAACGCAAAAAUAUUGGAGCGGAAAAACAUUCGGAGAAGCUCAUUCAACGAUGUAUCGAGUACGUGAGAACCGGAAAGAAAACGCUUUAUACGGCAUGUAAGAUGCUGAAACUUCCACUUUCUACAAUCCGAUACCGGCUGAGCGGCCGCUGGAAAAAUAAAAAUGUAACCGGGCCUCGUUCUGUGUUGUCUGCAGAAGAAGAGCAUAAGAUAGUGCAGUGGCUUAUUGGGAUGCAGCAGCGUGGAUUUCCUGUUUCCCGGAGGACUUUGGUGUUCAAGGUUGCCGAGUUUUUGACGGAGAAUCCAAGAGAAACGCCUUUCAAAAACAACCGCCCUGGAAGAAAAUGGUUCAAGUCGUUCAUGCGCCGCAAUCCUGGUUUAUCUUUGCGAACACCAGAAGCGGUGUCUUCCGCCAGUUCACGAGUAAGCGAGGAAGAUAUUAAAGGAUGGUUCCAGACAACAUCGGAUUGGCUGGAAAAAGAAAAUUUGCUCUUUGUUUUAGAAUAUCCUGAACGGGUCUUCAACGGGGAUGAAACGUCCUUUUAUUUGCAUCCAAAGUCACGAGAAGUGAUAGCCAAAACUGGAUCUCGCAACGUUUACGAGGUUGAACAGGCACCCGGGAGGGGCAUAGGACAGAGCGAGAGGGGUUGGAUGGAUGUCAACAAAUUUCGACAGUACAUUCACAACAUAUUUCAUCCAUAUCUCGUGCAACAUAAUGUGGAACUGCCGGUUGUGUUUUUCGUCGACGGACAUGCAUCCCACACAUCUGUAGAAGUAGCUGAUCUUUGCCAGUCUUUGGGAAUAAUUCUCAUCUCCCUAUACCCGAACACAACACAUAUUACUCAACCAGCCGAUGUUGCAGUAUUUAAACCGUUGAAGGACGAAUGGAGGCGUGAAGUGGAACAGUGGCGAUUUGAGAAUCAAGAAAAUGAUCAAUCAGUCACAUGUACAUUACAAACUACGACAGACUCAAUGGAACUACAUUCAUCGGCUUUUGAAGUUGAUGACCACAGAACAUCACCACUGCCACAAAGUAUGCUACCUACAAAUACUGAAUCGUCCUGUGAAUCAACAACUCUAUUAUUACUAACAGCACAACAUCGCAUUUCCAUAGAUAUAAACAAAAUCGUUCAAGCUGUUGACAUGAUUGGAUCAAGAACGUUAAAAAGAAUUCAGUGAGAU